UAAAGAUCUUCAAGUUGGCAGUGAGAAAGAAAAAAAAAAAAUCUGGGAAGAAGUCAUUUGGUUGGGGUGGAAUCAGGUUUCCUGUACUUCGUUUGAUAAAAGGAGAAAAGAAGGGAAAUCGAUUUAUUUUGUUUUAAUCGGCGAAAAAAAUGCAUUCGAGUCAUCUGCUUCUAGAAGAGCCAAUCAGGAUGGCUUCAAUCCUGGAGCCAUCGAAGCCUAGUUUUUUUCCGGCGAUGACAAAGAUAGUUGGAACUUUAGGUCCGAAGUCUCGAUCCGUGGAUGUUAUUUCCGGUUGCCUUAAAGCUGGAAUGUCUGUGGCUAGGUUCGAUUUCUCGUGGCAUGACCCGGAGUAUCAUCAGGAAACUUUAGAAAAUUUAAAGGCAGCCGUUAAGCUCACUAAGAAGCUUUGUGCGGUUAUGUUGGAUACUGUGGGUGCUGAGUUGCAGGUUGUUAAUAAAAGCGAGAAAGCCAUCUCACUUCAGGCAGAUGCUACAGUUAUUUUGACACCGGAUGAAGGACAAGAGGCCUCUUCGGAAUUAUUGCCAAUCAAUUUUGAUGGAUUGUCAAAGGCAGUGAAGCAGGGAGACACUAUUUUUAUAGGUCAGUACCUGUUUACUGGGAGUGAAACCACAUCUGUAUGGCUGGAGGUUAGUGAGGUAAAAGGAAACGAUGUGGUUUGUGUGAUAAAGAACUCUGCAACAUUGGCUGGGUCAUUGUUCACUUUGCAUGCCUCUCAAAUUCGUAUUGAUUUGCCUACCCUCUCUGAUAAAGACAAGGAGGUUAUAAGUUCUUGGGGAGUUCAAAACAAAAUUGACUUCCUCUCACUAUCAUACACGCGACACGCAGAAGAUGUUCGCCAUGCUCGUGAGUUCCUUUCAAAGUUGGGUGACCUUGGUCAGACACAAAUUUUUGCGAAGAUUGAGAACAUAGAGGGAUUAAACCAUUUUGAUGAGAUCCUACAGGAAGCAGAUGGUAUCAUUCUUUCCCGGGGAAAUUUGGGCAUUGAUCUCCCACCCGAGAAGGUGUUCUUAUUUCAAAAAGCUGCCCUUUAUAAGUGUAACAUGGCUGGAAAGCCUGCGGUUGUCACUCGUGUUGUGGACAGUAUGACGGACAACUUGCGGCCAACUCGUGCUGAGGCUACUGAUGUUGCCAAUGCUGUUCUUGAUGGAAGUGAUGCUAUUCUUCUUGGUGCUGAGACCCUGCGUGGAUUAUACCCUGUUGAAACCAUUUCUAUUGUUGGCAAAAUUUGUGCUGAGGCAGAGAAGGUGUUCAACCAGGACAUGUAUUUCAAAAAAACUGUCAAAUAUGUUGGAGAGCCAAUGACCCACUUGGAAUCCAUUGCUUCCUCUGCGGUACGAGCAGCAAUUAAGGUGAAGGCAUCAGUUAUUAUAUGCUUCACAUCCUCAGGGAGAGCUGCAAGAUUGAUUGCGAAGUACAGGCCAACAAUGCCAGUUCUCUCAGUUGUCAUCCCUCGCCUUAAGACAAAUCAAUUGAGGUGGAGCUUCAGUGGGGCCUUUGAGGCAAGGCAAUCCCUCAGUGUCAGAGGUCUCUUCCCAAUGCUUGCUGAUCCACGACAUCCCGCGGAGUCUACCAGCGCAACAAAUGAGUCAGUUUUGAAGGUUGCUCUUGACCAUGGGAAGGCUGCAGGAGUUAUUAAGCCGCAUGAUCGAGUAGUUGUUUGCCAGAAGGUCGGGGAUGCGUCUGUUGUGAAGAUUAUCGAGCUCGAAGAUUAAACUAAAUCAUUUUUGUCAAUUUCUCCUCUUUGGGAUAUUUCCGUCCUGAUUUUUUGAAAGCGGUGAAUGACUUUAUUGGUAGCACCUGCGAGGUAUUAUCCCCAGGUUUUGGUGAACGCAUGGAUUUGAAAUGUAUUAAGAAUAUGUAAAUUUUUACAGUCUCCGGUAAUUAUUCUACUGUAUCCGAAAUGAUUGCCAUGGAAAAUAUGGGCCAUGUUCCCCAUUUUCAACUGAUGUGAAGGUAAAGCACAUACCUGGUUCCAAAUGAAUAAAAAAAUUUUUUCUUGAUUAAGCUCCAAA
This is a messenger RNA of Durio zibethinus, 2033 nucleotides long. Its product is annotated as pyruvate kinase 1, cytosolic. Gene Ontology annotation, molecular function: potassium ion binding; pyruvate kinase activity; magnesium ion binding. The record is from RefSeq and is a predicted model, not a curated record. NCBI's taxonomy places the organism in Eukaryota, Viridiplantae, Streptophyta, Magnoliopsida, Malvales, Malvaceae. Gene Ontology annotation, biological process: glycolytic process.